CUGCUUGCUGCUUUAUUUAAACAUAACUCCUCAACUAAUAUUUCAUACGCAUCCAAAGUUUAGCUAAAACUAAAAAAACUUCAAAAAUGCUACAACAAAUAUUAUUUUAUCGCGUAUUUAUUUUAUUGACGUGCUGUCUAGCAUUUAUAUUUGCACAGCAAGAGAACACACCAGACGCAAUGGCGCAACUUGCCGAUUUAUUAGGUUUGAGUCAGGCCAGCGCGCGUCUCAAAAGACAACCAUCAUUAAGCAAUUCAGCGGCGAAAUUUUUGCUUGAAGUUUACAAAGAAAUCAGUGAAGAGGAAGAAAAGAAUUUACCAGAAGUGCUACAGAAACAACACAAAACGCGACAUAAGCGAGCGAUCAGCGAGGACAACUUCAUAACACCUUUCGAUCGCAGAGAAAUUGAGUUGAGCAACAACAUAAUCACAUUCGCCAGCAGAUCCUUGUCAUUUAAUUCGAUUUCUGCACCUUUGGGCGACAUGCUCGUCAAUUUUAAUUUGAAUGACAUACCAAACGACUUGGAAUUAACACAUGCCGUUAUGCGCUUAUACCAAGAUCCGCAACUGGGCCACUACAACACGCAUACUGAUUAUAAUUACACAAUCGCCGUCUAUAAGCCCGUUGGCGAGUAUAUGCAUCGCGUUGCAUCGAUAAAUGCCACCACCGCCUUCAGAGGUUGGCUGGAACUGAAUGUAACGCAUGUGCUCAAUCAGUGGUUACGCUUUCGCACGCUUAAGCAGAUACUCUACGGCAAUGACUUGCUGGUUGGCGUCACAUUGCAUACGCCACACAGAAAAGCGGGAACCAACGCUAAAUUACAACAGGUCGCUGCUACUGAUAUCGGUUUAGUGUCGCCGCAAAUGCAAGCGGAACUCCUUGACCUGCAGCCCUUCAUUAUAGGCUACUUCAAUGGUCCCGAUUUGAUGACCAAGAUGCAACAACGUUCUAGUCAACAAAACAAACGUCGUGUGCGGCAUGUCGACUCCUUUCGGCAGCCACCAGCGCCGCAUUUGCCGCACACUAUAAAUAUUAACAAGGAAAUCGUUUUUGAGCCACCCAAAGCAUGUGAGCGACGCAACUUCACAUUGGAUUUCAAAUAUUUGGGCAUGGAGAAAUCGGUGAUUGCACCGAAAACUUUCGAGGCUUUCUACUGCUUUGGCGAAUGCAAUUUCCCCUUGGGCACUCCGAUGCAUAAUGCCACCAAUCAUGCCAUUGUGCAGACGCUGAUGCAUUUGAAGCGCCCAAAUCUACCGAAACCAUGUUGCGUGCCAGUCAAGUUGGCCUCCAUAUCCAUACUGUACUCGGUCAAUGAAGAUAGCGUGAAUUUGAUGCGUUUCUCGCACAUUGUCGCAAAGGAAUGUGGUUGCCGUUAAGUGCUGACGUAUUGUUGGCGGGGUGGAAGACGAAAUUCAAAAUUAUUUAUCGUAUAAAAUAAAGUAGCAUAGUAAUUAUAACGGCAACAUGUAAAUACAUACAUACAUAUAUUUAAUUAUUGUAAAUUUGUUACGAUGAACAUAAUGAGAUUUUGCUUGCUUACAUACAUAAGUAUAUACUAAGUGUUAAAAUGUAAGUAUGUGCGCGUGUGCAUAUAUAAAAAAAAUGUGUUAACAACAAUUUA
This is a messenger RNA of Bactrocera tryoni, 1621 nucleotides long. It is a transcript of the gene scw, whose product is annotated as protein screw. Gene Ontology annotation, biological process: SMAD protein signal transduction; BMP signaling pathway. Gene Ontology annotation, cellular component: extracellular region. The record is from RefSeq and is a predicted model, not a curated record. Bases 87 to 1376 code for a protein of 429 amino acids. The transcript is spliced from 3 exons. Lineage: Eukaryota; Metazoa; Arthropoda; Insecta; Diptera; Tephritidae. Gene Ontology annotation, molecular function: growth factor activity; cytokine activity.